UUGCAGGUGGGAAUAAAAACGAACGUAUGUAUCACAUGUAAUCGUCCGAUAUCAGUUUUAUGUAUUGUGCCAGGAUGUCCUUGCCGCAAAAAGGUCGUGAAGAACUGUGUGAUGUGUUGUAUUAUGAAUCCAGCCAUGUCGUCGCCUACAGCCUUAGAUAAGGAAACAGGCCUGGACUGGGGUGAGUAUUACAUCGACACGGAUGAGUACGUUGUGUUUGAAGACUUGGUGCGUCGUAUCAGUGGAGAAGUGAUUAAUCACAAUAUUGUUAUGGUUGAUUUUGAUAUCGCAAAGCUGGCGUUGGAGAGAGGUGUAAGGCCAGUAGUGGCUAUUGAUAAUGCGAUAAGAAGAAUGAUCUCACAUGCUUCAUUGAAUUCGUUGAUUGUUGUUAUCUUCAGCUCUCCGGAAAAUUCCAUUGGCUAUGCUAAAAUCAAAAAUGCAAAUAGACGAAAUCCGCUUUUUUGA
Molecule: messenger RNA, 465 nt
Organism: Gongylonema pulchrum
Lineage: Eukaryota; Metazoa; Nematoda; Chromadorea; Rhabditida; Gongylonematidae
Source: the annotation of a GenBank genome assembly